ACUGUAUAGCGGGACGGCGGUUGUCCGACGGGCGACGGCCACCGAUCCCGGAGGGCUGCGUCUCGGCGGGAUCCCCUCGACGGUUUCUUGCCGCUCAAAUCCGGUGGCCUUAUCUCCAUGGAGAAGCUGACGUGGUUUCUUUGGUUGAAGCUACCUCAUGGGACCAAGAGCACCGCGCCUGCCGCCCGCGCUGUGUUCGACCUUAUGGCGCUGAAGCACAGGCACCGCUGAGGCUACCUUCGAUCACCGUUACGGGGUUCGAGGCCGCACAGACGAGUUUCGUGCAUGGCUAGAUGCUGAGUUCAGGGUCAACGAGUUGCUGUCACCUGCGAUGGAUGGAUGAAAGAGGGAGAUUGGCAGCUGCUCCUGCUCAGGAAACACACGGAUGCUGACUGACGAACCAACGCAUGGUGAAGUUGUACAUUUCAGACGUGCAAAGCUGCAGACGGAUCAACUUAUCCAGCUUCUUCAGAGUCUUCUGCCUCUGUUAUCAGUUUGCAAAAAAUUGCAGUUGGAUCGAGUACCAACCUAGCCAUCAGCCUUAGUGAACUUUGUUACUUCCUCGACACUCGCAGCCCCUGACAUGACAUGGGUUGGUAAUGGUUAUAGGGAUUCCACUGCACAUUGUGGUCUCGUCAUUUCGUCAAGCAGCUGUGCCUCUGCACCAUGAAGGUGAAGGGUGAUAAUCUUCUCGUAAUAGCAUGGAGUCAACGACCGAUCAUGCGAGCAAAAGCGCUUUUGCCGACAGAUUAUCUGAAAGGAGAUGUGCUUUCGGAUCUCCUAACUGAAAAGGGCGUCCAGUCCCAGCUGAUUGGGCGCCUCGUCUGCGAUGAUAAGUGCUGCUGUCGACGUACUGCAUGGGGGGAAGGUGUGGCUGAUUUGCUCAAGCACAUGGUUAGCCAUGCAAAUUUACAUCUUGCGUGCCAUUGCAGCUAGGAUCAGCAAGAACAAGUACAUUCCAUCAUACACCCAACUUUGUCACCUGAUUCAUGUCCUGUCCGAUAACCCGAAUCCCAACUCCUGUGGGUGUGAGCAAGUGAGAAACGUGCAAGCAAAAGGGAAAAUGUUAUGGAGGCACAAGUCAAAGCCAGCUCAAUAAGGCGCCAGUACCAAAUUGUUUGAAUGCAGAACAAAGUCAAUCUUGGACCAAUGAUGCAACCAUUACACCAACAGCACAUCAUUGACUUCAUGCUACCGACUGAUGAGUAGUUGGGGACAUCAAGUCAUCUACUGACCCCUCUCAACUCUUCUCUGAACCUCUGUUCAUGCAUACAAAAGUCUUUACAGUUGUGGUUCAGUAGCUGAAUGAUCAAUCAAAAUGACUGGAAAAUUGCUGAAGGCAGCUGGCUCACCAGAAGGAGCAGCAUGUUUGCAAUGUAGGGGUUUCAGAGGUGCGCUGAUCACAGUUGAAUUCUUGCAGGAUCCAGAAAAAUUCUUGUGUUUCAAGCGGCCUGAAGUCUGAAAUGAGAUGCAAAUGCCCAUUUGUUGUGCUCCAGGAUUCAGAGUCUAAACCAAAAAGGUUGGGCGUGGUUGUGAAUCAUUAGGACUGCGAUGCCGCUUUCGGAUAACAUGACAACUGUAUGUCUCUAUCUGAUUGGACUUGCUCUCCCCAUGGAAUCCCUGCGACGUGCAGUUGAACCGAAGCAAACAAAGUAGAGUGUGAGCUGGUGCGACCCAUGCAUGCUGCUGCCGCUGCUGCAUUGCUGCCUGUCAUAGCAUGGGGAUGGACACAACUGUUGUGGUGGUUACUCUUGGGCUCCUACCAGCUACCACACCACAGCAAUGGGGGUUUAUACACAUCUUCCCAACUCCGGGGUAGCAGCUAUCCUGUAAGUUCAGCUCCCCCUUUGUAGUUUACACAGUUGCAUCAUAUCAUCGUAGCAAUGGCCAUUCCGCUUGCGCUUCUUCUAUCUCUGCUCUUCGGCAUCGUGCUUGCACCGGAAUGUGUAGCCACACCGGACAUGGCUCCUGCCACUCUGCUGCAGGUGAAGUCCGAUCUCAUUGAUCCUCAAGGCAUCCUCUCCGGCUGGUCGCCGGAGGCUGAUGUCUGCUCCUGGCACGGUGUUUCAUGCCUGCCGGGAGAGGGCAUUGUGACAGGCCUCAACUUGUCGGGAUACGGCCUAUCGGGCACGAUAUCGCCGGCGAUAUCUGGCCUGAUGUCCGUAGAAGUCAUUGACUUCUCCUCCAACUCCCUCACCGGGCCGAUCCCAGCAGAGCUCGGCAUGCUGCAGAACCUGAAGACGCUGCUCCUCUACUCCAACUCCCUCGUCGGCACCAUCCCUCCGGAGCUGGGCCUCCUUGGGAACCUAAAAGUUCUCAGGCUUGGCGACAACAUGCUGCACGGUGAGAUACCGCUGCAGCUCGGCAACUGCACGGAGCUCGAGACCAUGGCGCUGGCCUAUUGCCAGCUGAGUGGUACCAUUCCUCACCAGAUUGGCAACCUGAAGAAUUUGCAGCAGCUGGUCUUGGACAACAACACUCUCACUGGAAGCAUCCCGGAGCAGCUUGUUGGUUGCGCAAAUCUGCGUAGUCUGUCAGUGUCUGAUAAUAGGCUGGGUGGCACCAUUCCCUCGUUCAUUGGCAGCCUGAGUGUUCUCCAGUCUCUCAACCUUGCAAACAAUCAGUUUUCCGGUGCGAUUCCGGCGGAUAUUGGGAAGCUUUCCAGCCUGACAUACCUCAACCUGCUCGGCAACAGACUGACAGGUGCCAUCCCGGAAGAGCUGAACCAGCUGAGCCAGCUGCAGGUUCUUGACCUGUCCAAGAACAACAUCUCUGGAGUGAUCAGCAUCUCCACAUCACAGCUGAAGAACCUGAAGUACCUUGUGCUGUCUGACAAUCUUCUUGAUGGCACCAUACCUGGAGACCUCUGCCCCGGGAACUCAAGCUUGGAGAACCUGUUCCUUGCCGGGAACAACCUAGAAGGAGGCAUCGAGGGGCUGCUCAACUGCAUUUCUCUGCGAUCAAUUGACGCGUCGAACAACAGCUUCACUGGGAAGAUUCCGUCGGAGAUCGACCGGUUGGCGAACCUUGUCGACCUAGUGCUGCACAACAACAGCCUUACCGGCGUUCUGCCACCUGAGAUAGGUAACUUGAGCAACCUGGAGAUGCUGUCCCUGUACCACAAUGGCCUCACCGGUGUGCUCCCCCCGGAGAUCGGCCGGCUGCAGAGGCUGAAGGCCUUGUUCCUGUACGAGAAUCAGAUGUCCGGGACCAUACCUGAUGAGAUUACCGACUGCACGAGCUUGGAGGAGGUGGACUUCUUCGGCAACCAUUUCCAUGGGACUAUCCCUGAGAAGAUUGGGAACCUCAAGAGCCUAACGGUGCUUCAGCUCCGGCAGAAUGAUUUGUCCGGCUCGAUUCCAGCGAGCCUCGGGGAAUGCAGGAGGCUGCAGGCAUUGGCAUUGGCGGACAACCGGCUCUCCGGCGCACUGCCGGACACGUUCAGGCUUCUCACCGAGCUCAGCAUCAUCACCCUGUACAACAACUCCCUCGAGGGCCCCCUGCCAGAAGCACUGUUCGAGCUGAAGAAUCUGACGGUGAUCAACAUCUCGCACAACAGGUUCAGCGGCAGCGUCGUCCCUCUCCUUGGCUCGAGCUCCCUCUCCGUGCUGGUGCUGACCGACAACAACUUCUCCGGUGUCAUCCCGACAGCGGUAACACGGUCGAGGAACAUGGUCCGCCUCCAGCUGGCUGGCAACCGUCUGACCGGUGCAAUCCCGGCCGAGUUGGGCAGCCUGACGCAGCUCAAGAUGCUUGACCUCUCAUCCAACAACCUCUCCGGCGAUAUCCCGGCGCAGCUCUCCAACUGCUUGCAGCUCACCCAUCUGAACCUUGAGCGUAACAGUCUGACAGGCGCCGUGCCUUCCUGGCUCGGCGGCCUGCGGUUCCUCGGCGAGCUCGACCUCUCGUCGAAUGCAUUAACCGGUGUCAUCCCAGUGGAGCUCGGCAACUGCUCGAGCCUUCUCAAGCUGUCUCUCAGCGGCAACCGUCUCUCGGGCAGCAUUCCGCAGGAGAUCGGAAGGCUCACGUCUCUGAACGUUCUGAACCUGCAGAAGAACAGUCUCACCGGCAUCAUACCGCCCACACUCCGGCGGUGCAACAAGCUCUACGAGCUACGCCUGUCGGAGAACUCGCUGGAGGGGCCGAUCCCCAUGGAGCUCGGUCAGCUGUCGGAGCUGCAGGUGAUGCUGGACCUAAGCCGGAACAGGCUGUCCGGACAGAUUCCGACGUCCCUCGGCAACCUCGUGAAGCUGGAGCGGCUGAACCUGUCCUCCAACCAGCUCCAUGGGCAGAUACCAACCUCACUGCUGCAGCUCACCAGCCUGAACCGCCUCAACCUGUCGGACAAUCUCCUCUCGGGCGCGAUACCUGCCAUGCUAUCAAGCUUCCCGGCCGCGUCCUACGCUGGCAACGGCGAGCUCUGUGGCGUGCCGCUGCCGACGUGCGGGGCCAACGGGAGGCGCCUCGCGAGCGCCACGGUGUCCGGCAUCGUGGCGGCCAUCGCCAUCGUCUCGGCCACCGUGUGCAUGGCUCUGCUGUACAUAAUGCUCAGGAUGUGGAGCAACUGGAGGGAGGUGUCGGUGUCGAGCUCGGACGGCGAGGAGCCGGAGGCGCACGACAAAGGGGGCAAGUGCUGCGCCGGGGACGGGAAGUACUGGAAGGUCGGCUCGGGCCUGGUCGUCGCGCCGUCGACGGAGGACAAGUACAGCUCGGCGUCGGAGAGCACCGUUCUCCAUGGGAAGCUCACGGAGGCGAGCGCCUUCAACUCCAAGGGCUAGUAGCGCGGCUUGCAUGCUGUGGUUGUGAAUCUCAAAAUGUUUGUGUAUUAUCAGUGGCUGUUUCUUGUAUCAAAGUUAUCGGUCGCCACCGUUAAGCAUUUUGUUCUCAUUUCUCUAAUAUAUUAUGUUCAUGUUUUAAAUUU
Triticum aestivum (bread wheat) is the source of this 4921-nucleotide messenger RNA. Its product is annotated as LRR receptor-like serine/threonine-protein kinase GSO1. The coding region runs from base 1884 to 4778 and encodes 964 amino acids. Lineage: Eukaryota; Viridiplantae; Streptophyta; Magnoliopsida; Poales; Poaceae. The transcript is spliced from 3 exons. The record is from RefSeq and is a predicted model, not a curated record. Gene Ontology annotation, molecular function: protein binding.